UCUCAUCCUUUGCUUUUGAAAAGCUUGCGGACAUCAAGUGGGGCGUCAUCGGAAUUAAGUACCGCAGGGUCCCGUGCGACUACCAGCCCGCUAAGCGCGCCUACCUGCCCAGCGGAGCGACGGCCGUGAAGGACUCCCAGUCGGCCCCUUGGAACUGGGACUCGUCCAAGGACAAGCGCUGGGCCCUGUGGUCGCAAUCCAAGUCCUGGAACCUCGGUGGCUCCAGCUCCAGCAGCUCUAGCUCCGUCUCGUCCUCUUCUAGCUCAAGCUCUUCUUCUAGCUCCUCCGUCAGCGUCAGCUACAACUCCGGCAGCCAGCAGUCGGUGGGUCAGCAGUCUUCCGUCACCAAUGCCUACUACGGAGGCUUCAUGCAGGGCUGGAGUGACAGCGGCAGCUGGAGCAUCAGCAAGUGGGGUCGCGAUUCUUCUUGG
This is a messenger RNA of Astrephomene gubernaculifera, 431 nucleotides long. The record is from the annotation of a GenBank genome assembly. NCBI's taxonomy places the organism in Eukaryota, Viridiplantae, Chlorophyta, Chlorophyceae, Chlamydomonadales, Astrephomenaceae.